CCCCCCCCCCCCCCCCCCCCCCAAUGAUAAGGAAUAAGCUUUGCAAGGAAGGCCGGCUACCUACGGAGGGUAUAGCCCUAGAAUUCGAGUCCUGGUACUGUUACAUGUGCUGGAGUUUUCGGUGGUGUAUGACCCUCGGUGCGGAGGUUAACGAGAGCAUUAUCGGUCUAGAUCUCAAGUCGAGCCAACGAGCUCAUUAUUCCCGUCCCAGAAGUCAGGAACUUAGUCGGUGUAGUGCAAAUUAAGUGUGUGUUUGUCAAAACUAACUGGUUUUUUAUGGUGAUGAUCCCAAACCAUGAAGGAGGUCGUUACCACCAGUAUCGGACUGAGUCUUCGUUUAAGUGAACCUAUCAUAGUAGAUUAAUAGUAUUUAACUUUUGAGCAAAGGGAGUGGAUUUGAGUUGUCUACAUAGAAAGCUCCAGGAACUCUAGGUAUUUGUCCAAAUUAUAAACCUGGGGUCCACGCUAAUUCAUGUGUGGGGGGCCUCAUCCCCCAGGCUGAGCAGAAUUGCGCAUUGUAAAAAUUACAAGACGCUCAGGUGGUCUCGUUUACCCUCUUUUGUGCCAAAUAGUAGCUGGUGUGCUAUAGCUAGUUGAAUACAAUA
This is a messenger RNA of Babjeviella inositovora NRRL Y-12698, 605 nucleotides long. RefSeq lists its product as uncharacterized. The coding region runs from base 24 to 245 and encodes 73 amino acids. Lineage: Eukaryota; Fungi; Ascomycota; Pichiomycetes; Serinales. The record is from RefSeq and is a predicted model, not a curated record. The transcript has a single exon.